AUGUGGGAAGAGCCAAUCAAAGGGAAGGACCCUCUGCCCCCGCCGGCCUUAAAGUCUGCGGCGGUGAAAAAGGCUCCUCUUAGGAAGGGGAAGACCCCCGUCCAACCAGACAGCACCAAGACCCAGCAGAGACCCCCCCGCCUUGCUGGUGACCUGGAGCCAAUCAAAAAGCUGGCCUUAAAGUCUGCGGCGGUGAAAAAGGCUCCUCUUCCGAAGGAGAAGACCCCCGUCCUUCCAGACUUCGACACAACCCCACAGAGAGCUCCAAGCCUUGCUGCUAUCCUGGACCAAAAGAAGCAGAGAGUGCAGACGGAGAAGUACCGGUGGUGUGAUGGCCAACGAUUGGCCACAGCAGAUGCCUUGUCAGUCUUCAGAAAACACCUGACACCAUUUGAGCAGAGGGAAAUCCUACAGUACAAGGAGGUGUGGUACCUCGGCAUAGCUGCAGAGAAGAUCCAGCAGAAAUGCCCCCUCAGCCAUGGUUAUGAUGACCGCAAGGGACACUACAAGAUGGUUAUCAAAGACCACAUCGCCUACCGAUAUGAGGUCCUGGAGCUGAUAGGUCAGGGCACCUUCGGUCGAGUCCUCAAGUGCAGAGACCACAAAACAAAGCAGCUGGUAGCCAUGAAGGUCAUUGCGAACGACCAGAGGUUUAAAGAUGAGGCGAAGGCAGAGGUGCAAAUUCUGGAGUUGCUCCAAAAGAACGAUGAGGAUGGCGUGGCCAACGUCGUCCACAUGAAGGAGCACUUUCAGUUCCGUGACCAUGUGUGCAUCACCUUUGACCUCAUGGGAAAGAGCCUCUUGGAGGUGUUGAAACAGAGAGAGUACCGAGGGCUGGGCGCCUCUCAGGUGAGGAGCCAUGCCAUCUCUCUGGUGCAGUCUCUCCAGUUCCUCAGUAGGUCCGGCAUCAUCCACUGCGACCUGAAACCGGAGAACAUCCUGGUAUCAGAAGGUGACCCAGCGGUCAUAAAGGUGGCUGACUUUGGGUCCAGCCUUCUGGAACAUCACAACACCAUACCUAUUGCCCAGACCAUGGCCUACAUGUCCCCAGAAGUCAUUCUGACGAAGGUCUUCACCAAGGCCAUUGACAUGUGGAGUCUGGGCUGCAUCUUAGCCGAGCUCAAGACAGGCCAGAUCCUAUUUAACGUGCUUGAUGAGUACGAGCUCGUGCUGGAAAUGACGAAGCUGCUGGGUGUGCCCCCAAACGAUAUGCUGAAGAAGACCCGGCUUCAGGGCUUUCUCUCCGGUCAAAGAAACAGCAGAGACAUGACCAAGGCGGGUCUGUCUGUGGCCCUGAACACAGAGGACCCACUCCUUCUUGACUUCGUCCAGAAUUGUCUUGAAUACGAGCCGGCGAAGCGCAUGACCCCGGAUGAGGCCAGGCAGCAUCCCUGGAUUCUGAUGCACUUCCAGAGUCCCAGCUCCAGCGAGGACUCUUCUCCCCACCAGUCCACCAACUGGGAGCCCAUGGUGGACUCCACCAGCGCCACAGCCCCGUCCACCUCCGGACCAGGGCCCAGACCGGUCGGAGCCAGGGACAGCAGGAGGGAGGGGCCGCCAAAUGAAGCCCGUCCCGUCCUUACGGGGACAUGCACUGCUACAUUAGCCCCCCAUACGCCUCGACGGUCAUCAGAAAACACCUGACACCGUUUGAGCGGAGGGGAAUCCAACAGUACAAGGAGGUGUGGUCCCUUGGC
Gadus chalcogrammus (walleye pollock) is the source of this 1697-nucleotide messenger RNA. Its product is annotated as dual specificity tyrosine-phosphorylation-regulated kinase 4-like. The record is from RefSeq and is a predicted model, not a curated record. The transcript is spliced from 13 exons. Gene Ontology annotation, biological process: peptidyl-threonine phosphorylation; peptidyl-serine phosphorylation. Gene Ontology annotation, molecular function: protein serine/threonine kinase activity; ATP binding; protein serine/threonine/tyrosine kinase activity. NCBI's taxonomy places the organism in Eukaryota, Metazoa, Chordata, Actinopteri, Gadiformes, Gadidae. Gene Ontology annotation, cellular component: nucleus. The coding region runs from base 1 to 1644 and encodes 547 amino acids.